CCUCUCUCCCACCUUAUCACCCUGCCACACCCUCCAAACCCACGGGCUUUCCACUCCUCUCUCUCUCUCUCUCUCUCUCUCUGUGUUACUGUCAUGGCGAAAGACCUCGAGGGAGCCCCUCCUCACAAGGACUACCAUGACCCGCCUCCCGCUCCUCUCCUCGACGCCGCCGAGCUCGGCAAGUGGUCCUUCUACAGGGCCAUCAUUGCCGAGUUCGUCGCCACCCUCCUUUUCCUCUACAUCACUGUCUUGACCGUUAUUGGUUACAAAAGCCAGAUCGACACCGCUAAUAACGGAGGCCCCUGCGACGGCGUCGGCAUUCUCGGCAUUGCUUGGGCCUUUGGCGGCAUGAUUUUCGUCCUUGUCUACUGCACCGCCGGCAUUUCUGGGGGUCACAUAAACCCGGCCGUGACUUUCGGGUUGUUCCUGGCGAGGAAGGUGUCGUUGAUUAGAGCGAUUAUGUACAUGGUGGCUCAGUGCUUGGGAGCCAUAUGCGGGUGUGGCUUGGUCAAGGCUUUCCAGAAGGCCUACUACAACAGGUAUCAAGGUGGAGCCAACAUGUUGUCUUCUGGCUACAGGAAAGGCACUGGUUUGGGUGCUGAAAUUGUUGGUACCUUCGUCCUUGUCUACACCGUCUUCUCUGCCACUGAUCCCAAGAGAAAUGCCAGAGACUCUCACGUUCCCGUGUUGGCUCCUCUUCCGAUUGGAUUUGCGGUCUUCAUGGUUCACCUGGCCACCAUCCCCAUAACCGGCACCGGCAUCAACCCGGCCAGGAGCUUCGGGGCCGCAGUCAUGUACAACAAUCAGACGGCGUGGGAUGACCAUUGGAUCUUCUGGGUCGGACCCUUCGUCGGUGCCGCAAUUGCUGCAAUUUACCACCAAUACGUGUUGAGGGCUCAGGCGGCCAAAGCUCUGGGCUCUUUCAGGAGCCACUCCAACUUGUGAGUUUCGCGCGCUCGGGGUCGGAGCGUGCGCUUUAUCAGUGAGGAUGGCGGAGGAGGAUGAAGCUGAAGUGAUUUGCAUAUGCAUGGGAGAGUGCAAUUUGUAUAUGGUGAUAUUGAUUAUGAUAUAAUCAUUAUUAAUUAGUGGUAUGAAGCGUCAGCAGUCAGCAACCGAGUUUGUUCUUGAAGUACUUUAGGGGAUUGACUCCGUUGAAAUGUGCGUUGGGACGUCAUUGUAUUUUAAAUUUCGCGUAGCGGUCCGGGUCGUUACUUUGUAUUGUUAUUUGUGAGGGUGAGAGGAAUUACUGUACUCAUGUUUUGAAGUCUCGUGUAUGGAUGAUGAUGGUGCUGAGCUUUUUGUGAGGAAA
Messenger RNA from Prosopis cineraria, 1309 nucleotides. Its product is annotated as aquaporin PIP2-5-like. Gene Ontology annotation, biological process: transmembrane transport. Lineage: Eukaryota; Viridiplantae; Streptophyta; Magnoliopsida; Fabales; Fabaceae. The coding region runs from base 94 to 945 and encodes 283 amino acids. The transcript is spliced from 4 exons. Gene Ontology annotation, cellular component: plasma membrane. The record is from RefSeq and is a predicted model, not a curated record. Gene Ontology annotation, molecular function: water channel activity.